Messenger RNA from Pezoporus flaviventris, 1176 nucleotides. It is a transcript of the gene ANGPTL7, whose product is annotated as angiopoietin like 7. NCBI's taxonomy places the organism in Eukaryota, Metazoa, Chordata, Aves, Psittaciformes, Psittacidae. The record is from RefSeq and is a predicted model, not a curated record. The coding region runs from base 1 to 1047 and encodes 348 amino acids. The transcript has 5 exons.
AUGCCAGCAAGAUCCAGUGCUCAGCUGGCCUGGCUCUGCAUUGUCACUGUGUCUGUGGCGAUCUACCCAGCGCUGCUGCAGAAGCCUCCUAAAAGGAGGACACUCAAUGGGAAUGCACAGUCCAAGUUGACAGGCUGCUGUGAAGAGAUUAAAGAGCUCAAGCUGCAAGUAGCCAACCUGAGCAGAAUGCUGCAGGAGCUGAGCAAGAAGCAGGAAGGCGACUGGGUGAACGUGGUCAUGCAAGUGAUGGAGCUGGAAGGGAGCACCAAGCAGAUGGAGUCCCGCCUCAUUGAUGCGGAGAGCAAAUACUCCGAAAUGAACAACCAGAUAGAUAUCAUGCAGCUCCAGGCAGCUCAGACGGUCACGCAAACUUCAGCUGUAGAUGCUGUCUAUGACUGCUCUUCACUCUACCAGAGGAACUACAGGAUCUCUGGGGUUUACAAGCUACCUCCUGAUGAAUUUUUGGGGAGUCCAGAGCUGGAGGUGUUCUGCGACAUGGAGACAGACGGAGGUGGCUGGACUAUCAUCCAGAGACGUAAAGUUGGUUUGACCUCUUUCAAUAGGGACUGGAAACAGUACAAGGAAGGAUUUGGCAAUAUUCGGGGAGAUUUUUGGCUGGGAAAUGAGAAUAUCUACAGACUUUCAAGGCGCCCCACUGUUCUGCGAGUAGAGCUGGAGGACUGGGAAGGCAACAUACGCUACGCACAAUAUAAGCAGUUCACCCUGAGCAAUGAAAUCAACAGCUAUCGCCUUUUUGUGGGGAACUACACUGGCAACACAGGGCGGGAUUCCCUCAGGUACCACAACAACACAGCCUUCAGCACGAAGGACAAGGACAACGACAAGUGCGUGGACGACUGCGCCCAGUUCCGUAAAGGUGGAUAUUGGUACAACUGCUGCACAGACUCCAAUCUGAAUGGGGUUUACUACCGGAAAGGAGAACACACCAAGAACAUGGAUGGGAUCACCUGGUACGGAUGGCAUGGAUCAACCUAUUCCCUGAAGAGAGUUGAGAUGAAGAUCCGGCCAGAGGAUUUCAAACCAUAGAGAGAACCAGUAUUUGUUUGUACAGUUUCCUUAUGCUACUGCACAGAAGGUGGGCAAUGAACUGCUCAAAAUCAACCAAAUAAUAGUUCAUUUCAUCUAAUAUGUGCAACAGCUACAUACUGGCUAUGU